This is a messenger RNA of Drepanopeziza brunnea f. sp. 'multigermtubi' MB_m1, 780 nucleotides long. RefSeq lists its product as uncharacterized. Lineage: Eukaryota; Fungi; Ascomycota; Leotiomycetes; Helotiales; Drepanopezizaceae. The record is from RefSeq and is a predicted model, not a curated record.
AUGUCGGCAGAACCCAAGAUCCUCGGCCGACGUCUGGAAGGCAAGGUCGCCAUCGUGACGGGAGGUGGAUCCGGAUUCGGAGAAGCCAUCUCGAAGAGAUUUGCUGGGGAAGGGUGCAAAGUCGUCGUAGCCGAUUUGGAUCCCGUCGGUGGCGAGAGAGUAGCAAACUUCCAGCCCCGCAGCAUGUCCUUCAUCAGUACCGACGUGGCCAAGGAGGUCGACUGGGAGAACCUGCUUGAGAACACUCUUGAUAAGUAUGGUCGAGUUGAUAUCUUGGUCAACAACGCCGGAACGAGCUACAAGAACAAGCCUACAGCCGAAGUCACCGGAGACGAAUUCGACAAGGUCUUUGCGGUGAAUGUCAAGAGCAUCUUCCACUCCGCUAGGCACUUCAUUCCCAAUCUCAUCAACCAAGGCGAGGGCGGAUCGAUCAUCAACAUUGCUUCUAUCGGUGCCACAAGACCCCGACCAGGACUCGUUUGGUACAACGCAAGCAAAGCCGCCGUCACAAACGCUACGAAAGGUCUAGCAGCCGAGUACGGCGAGAAGCAAAUCCGCGUCAACGCCGUCUGUCCUCUUCUAAGCGUUACCGGCCUCUUCGAGACCUUCGUCGGCGUGCCCCCAACCGAAGACAACGUUAACAAGUUCAUCACCCAGGUCCCCCUCGGACGCCUUACCCACGUCACGGACGUGGCCAACUACUGCCUCUACCUCGCGAGCGACGAGGCCAAGUUCGUCACGGGCACCUGCCUGGAGAUCGAUGGCGGAAAGGGAAUCUGA